AUGAUGGAUAUGCAAAUAUCAGCUAUUCGACGAAAUUAUCCAUCAUCUAAAAUUUAUUCAAAUAAUAAUAACAAUGAUUUAUCUGAGACUAAUUCUAUAUUAUAUAAUGAUCGAAUAAUAAAGCCCUCAAUAAUGCAACCAAAUCUAUCUGAACACAAUAUUUAUUCAACUUUAAAUUAUAAUCAUAAUAAAAAUCCAUCAUUUACAUAUCGAACAAAAUAUUCAACAUAUUUACCCGAUGAUUUUACAUUAGAUGAAACUAGCGGUUGUGUUGAACAUUCAACAGGUAUUUUCACUGAUGAAGUAUUGAAACAUGUAUACAGCAUAUCAAAUAAAUUAAGUCAAAAUAAAUCAGUAUUACUUGUUCAAUUAACCGAAGAUGAAUUAGCAUUUACACGAUUUCUUCGUUGGUCAUCAUAUAGUAUUUAUCUUCGGCAUUCAAAACGUGUGAAACAAUUAGAAACACGAAUGAAUCAAAUGAUUCAUAAUGGUAUUACUGAAUAUCCGGGUGAUAAUGCAACAGUUGCACAAUUUUUUGCUACUUUUCCAAAAACUGUUGAAGUUGUCCUACCCGGUAUGGUUAAUAUUAGCUCAACUAAUUUACAUAAAAUGAUUCUUCAUCGAUCAUUUGAUUGGUAUAUGCUUAAAUAUUGUUGUUUAUUAAAUGACAAUGGUCAAGGAUAUAUGAUAUCUUCUGAUGGUUUUCAAUAUACACGUCAUUGGAUGGAUAUAGUAUACGGAGUUGAAAUGGCCGAUGCAAUGUUUAAAUUUAGUCGAUGUUUUCAUAAUCUUAAUUUAACUGAAGCUGAAAUUAGUCUGGUAAUGCCUUUACAAAUAUGUCAUACAGAUUUAACUAUAGAAGAUGAAGAAAUACAACAAAUGCUACGUGCAUGUUAUCUUUAUGCUCUUUAUCAAGAAUUAUGUGAAAAUCGUGGUGCACAAGAAGGAAGAAUAUUAUGCAGUAAAAUUUUACAGGUACUAGAUCAAUUGGUUCCUCUUAAUGAACUUUAUGAGAAAAAUGUUGGAUCUCGUGUAUUAGAAGGUAGAUAA
Rotaria sp. Silwood2 is the source of this 1050-nucleotide messenger RNA. The record is from the annotation of a GenBank genome assembly. Lineage: Eukaryota; Metazoa; Rotifera; Eurotatoria; Philodinida; Philodinidae.